Xyrauchen texanus (razorback sucker) is the source of this 980-nucleotide messenger RNA. Its product is annotated as ras-related protein Rab-19-like. Lineage: Eukaryota; Metazoa; Chordata; Actinopteri; Cypriniformes; Catostomidae. Gene Ontology annotation, molecular function: GTPase activity; GTP binding. Gene Ontology annotation, cellular component: trans-Golgi network. The coding region runs from base 282 to 980 and encodes 232 amino acids. The record is from RefSeq and is a predicted model, not a curated record. The transcript is spliced from 5 exons.
CCUGUAUAUACUGACACCAGGCACUCCUUCAAACUCUUAUAAACACACACUGUGGAUCAGAGAUACUGUAAGUUCUUUCUUUCUGUAGAGAUGCAAGCUAAUAUUAGUAUACAUUAGUUUAAGAGGAAAUCAUAGUUUGUAAUUAUGUUUUUAUUGCAGUUAAUAACACUGAUCUGGAUUCAGUUGUUGCCUUUCUUCCCGGUACAUCAGGCGAUUCUCCAGUACGUUACAGAGCAUUACGCCUGAAUCGCAAUAUCUGCAACUAACUGCAGUUCCCAGAGAUGCGGUGGUACAGGUGGGCAGGCAACUGGACGUCGCAGCUUCAGACGCAGUCCACAGGGGAAGAGGAAGAUGAUUGCGGUGACUUUCUGUUUAAAAUCAUCCUGAUCGGUGACAGCAAUGUAGGAAAGACCUGCGUGAUUCACAGUUUUAAGUCUGGAGUCUUUGACAACCAGCAGAACACCAUCGGCGUGGACUUCACCGUUCGCACCAUGGACAUCAAUGGCAAGAAAGUAAAGAUGCAGGUGUGGGACACCGCGGGACAGGAGCGUUUCCGCACCAUCACACAGAGAUAUUACCGAAGUGCCCACGGUGCCAUGAUCGCGUACGACCUGACCCGACUACCCACAUUUCACUCUCUGCCCCACUGGAUACAGGGAGUGGAGCAGUACGGAGCCGCCAAUGUCGUCUUCGUUCUGAUAGGAAAUAAAUGUGACCUGGAGACCCAGCGGCAGGUGCUGUUUGAAGACGCGUGCACGCUCGCAGAGAAGAAAGGAGCUCUGGCAGCGCUGGAGACCUCCGCCAAACAACAUCACAACAUCGAGGAGGCCUUUGAACUGAUGGCACGAGAACUCGUAGUGCGACACGGAGGCUUGGUGCCUCAGGACAACCAAUCAGAAUCACCCAGUAUUCUUCUGCACUCGGAUUCUCAUCCAGUAGAAGAAGGGGAACAUCUGGGGAAGAAGUCAUGUGACUGCUGA